GGGAGGUGAGAAAGAGAUUCUAAAUCUAUCAAAGCAAGAUGGCUGAAGUUGUGGAGCUCCAGAAACUAAAGCUUGCUGAACUGAAACAGGAGUGUGAAGUCAGGGGAUUGGAAGUGAAGGGAAACAAAGUGGACCUGAUAACACGACUGCAGGCAUAUCUGGAGGAGCAUGAGGAUGACAUCGGCCUAAAUGAAGAAGAUGUGCUGGGAGAUGAGCCAGGGGACCUCUCGAAAGAGGAGGAUGCUAUCACUGAGGAAAUCGAUGAGAAACCUGUAGCUGUGUCUGAGACGGUUGAAAAGAAAGUGGUAAAAAUCACCCCCCCAGCAUCUGUGGACGAGAGGUUGAAGAAAAGAGCAGAACGCUUCAGUGUCCCUGUGUCAGCUGACAAUAAAAAGGCUAUACGUGCUGAACGGUUUGGUUUGCCCGCUGCUGCUCCCCCCAAGUCUGCUCCAGGUGUAACUGGGAAUACAUCCACUCCGGUCAGCGUUGAACAGCUAAAAAAGCGAGCAGAGCGAUUUGGAGGGAAUGUUUCUUCAGUUUCAAAGAAGGUUGAAGAGGAUGAGAAACUGAAGAAGCGGAAAGAAAGAUUUGGGAUCCUUACUGCCGCUGCAACAGUCACACCUGACGUUGAGGCAAAGAAGCUGAAGCGUUCUGAGCGAUUUGGGAAUGUGAUUGUGUAAAUUCUGAUUUAAUGGUUUUAUAAUGAUUUUUAUUUUGUGUUGCAAACAGAACUGAAAUGUACUGUAUAUAGCAUGUCAUCAAUUGUCAGUUGUAAUACUUUGUUAUUAAACUAGUCUAAUUCUUUU
Messenger RNA from Esox lucius (northern pike), 806 nucleotides. Its product is annotated as SAP domain-containing ribonucleoprotein. Gene Ontology annotation, cellular component: nucleus. The record is from RefSeq and is marked provisional. Gene Ontology annotation, biological process: poly(A)+ mRNA export from nucleus. Lineage: Eukaryota; Metazoa; Chordata; Actinopteri; Esociformes; Esocidae.